AUGGGUAAUAACGAAUCAACUACUAAUAAUUAUUCGAAAACUCUUAAACAAAUUCAAAAUGGCAAAGAUAAUGAUCCGUUGUUUAAAUACAAAAAUGGCCGGAAAUUUCUUAAAAACGCAAACAUGUUUUAUUUUUUACCAAUCGAUGAACUUGAAUCAGACAGAAUGCAAUUAAGACACGAUGUAGAUUGGCAUGUCUGGCGAACAAAUUUUUCUUCUCCAAUAGAAACAAGCUUAAAACUUGGAGGAGCCCAAGUUCUCGAUGUUGCAUGUGGAUCCGGCUUAUGGGUAUUCGAAAUGGCAUCUGAUUAUCCACUUUCGGAAUUUACUGGUGUAGACGUCGCACCAAUGUUUCCAUCUGAUGUCAUGCCUCUAAAUGUAACUUUCAAACAAUGUGAUAUAUUGGAAGGAUUGCCAUACAGUGAUUAUUUACUUCGAAUUUUAAAACCUGGUGGAUGGAUCGAAAUCCAAGAUCGUGAUCCAAUUAUGAUAAAUGCUGGCCCUAUCUGCAAGCGUCUUGAAGACAUGUUGUCUUUAAGCUUUUUAAAUCGCGGCAUACAUAUUAAAAGUCAUUAUGAUGAUAUGGAAAAAUUAUUUGAAAAAAAUAAUUUUGCAAUACAAGAUUUUCUUUCUACUUAUAAAGCUAUGAGAUUCACACUGACCGAAUAUUCAGGAGCCAAUGCUGAAGAAUAUGAUAAGAUAGUUGAGAAUGCUAGCAAAGAAUUAAUUGAAUACAAUUCUGAAUUUGGCUCAAGAAAAUAUUUUGGAUUCUCGGAAUUCGCAGGACUCGCAGGGCUCGCAGGGAAUGCGUUUAUAGAAUCAAUUUUGGAUCUUAAUAAUGACUUGAGUGAUACUGAAAUUCUAUGCAA
Molecule: messenger RNA, 869 nt
Organism: Racocetra persica
Lineage: Eukaryota; Fungi; Glomeromycota; Glomeromycetes; Diversisporales; Gigasporaceae
Source: the annotation of a GenBank genome assembly